Syngnathoides biaculeatus (alligator pipefish) is the source of this 2965-nucleotide messenger RNA. Its product is annotated as olfactory receptor class A-like protein 4. Gene Ontology annotation, biological process: G protein-coupled receptor signaling pathway. NCBI's taxonomy places the organism in Eukaryota, Metazoa, Chordata, Actinopteri, Syngnathiformes, Syngnathidae. Gene Ontology annotation, molecular function: G protein-coupled receptor activity. The record is from RefSeq and is a predicted model, not a curated record. Bases 1 to 1233 code for a protein of 410 amino acids. Gene Ontology annotation, cellular component: membrane. The transcript has 2 exons.
AUGACAUCAUUCAGCGACGUGGUUAAUUGCACCUUCUGGUGUCUAGUCGAAGACCAUUUGAUUGGUCAGCGUGUGACUUGUUGUGUUUAUUGGGAGAAAAUGACAAUCUCAAAAUGCUGUGCGAUGAUGCACACAUUUCAUCAAGUCACGACCGUGCGAGCUGACUGCGUGCAACCGCCGUCUGAUCCCCGAAGAGGGACCAGAAAACAAUUAGCACCGAGGGAUGAGGACGAAUUGCCGAGUGAGCAAAGGAAAAUGCUGACGGCCCAAAGGAGUCAGGUAGUCCAGGCCGCCACCGAGACCCCGUCUCGGAGGCUCCCACCCUCGGAUACUAUUUUGGUGCAUCUGUCACUGGCCAACCUCCUCACCUCGCUUUUCCGCACCGUGCCCAUCUUUGUUUCGGACUUGGGCCUGGACGUGAGUCUGUCCCCGGGGUGGUGCCGAGUCUUCAUGCUGCUGUGGGUGUGGUGGCGGGCCGUUGGCUGCUGGGUGACUCUGGCGCUCAGCGUCUUCCACUGCACCACCCUAAGGCGGCGGGGCGUGACCUUCGGACCCCUGGCCGUAAAGCGGGAGAGGCGGCGGGUGUGGGUCAUCUUGGGGGUGGUGUGGGGGGCUAACCUAGCUUUCUCCACCCCCGCUCUGGUGUACAGCACCCACGUCCACAGCAACGCCACCGUGGAACUGAUGGUGAUCAGCUGCACCACCCGGCCCCUCCUGGGCUGCAUAUGGGAGUUCCCCUCCAGCCAACAGGGGGCAGCAUUCGCCUCCGCUUCCCUGGCAUUCAACGAGGUGUUGCCACUCCUGCUGAUGGUGUGCACCAACCUGGCAACCCUGCACUCUCUGGCCAAGCACAUCAGGGCCGUGACCGCGGGAGGGGAACACGGGGAGCUGGACAGACGCGUGUCCGGCGAGCGCAAGGCGGCUCACGUCAUCAUGUUGAUGGUGUCGCUCUUCGUGGUGUGCUGGGUGCUGCAGGUCGCCGCGGUGACGUACUACAACCACGACCGAGGCCACCACGCCGAAGGGCUGCUGACUGUGGCCCAUUUCGCGGCCUCGCUCUUUGUGGGCUUCUGUCCCAUGGUGGUGGCCCUGGGCCACGGCAAGUUGAGGAGGAGAAUUGUGGGAAUGAUCCUGGGCUGGUCGAAAGCUCUUAAACGGCACCGUGCUGACACCGAACGCGGGGUUCAACCCCAACGCGCAAAAGGAAAUACAAACAGCACCGCGUUGGCGUAGUGGUUGUCACGUCUGCCUCAUCGUCGAGACAUCCCAGGUUUGAACCCGGACUCAGACCCUCUUGCGUGAUACUCAUUAUAUGUUCUCCCUCCGCUUUUGUGGGUUUUCUCCGGGUACUCUGACUUCCUCCCACCUCCCGAGAGCUCGCAUGGGCCAUAAAUCGUCAAGGUAGAUUUGGCGCUUUUGGGGCUAUUAUUAUUCACCUGGUACAAAAUAUAGAUAUAUAAAAUAAUGUAAAAUAGAAACACUGAACUUUAUUCUAGGGUUAAUCAAAGGAACUUAAAAUAACGUUACCCUAGCAAGUGUGUACAAACUCCUUAGUACGAGGAGUUUGUAAGAGGCCUCAUUUGUUUUUACUUCCGCUCUAUAAAAUAUAUUUUCUUCGUGCUUGUUAUAGUUCAUAUUUGUGGUGCAAAAAGUUGGAAUGAUUUAUCUUGGUCUUAAUUUUCUUUUUUUAUCACAACAACAUAGCACUUGGACAGGGGUGUGUAGACUUUUUAUAUCCACCGUAUGGACCAGGGGUGUCAAAUUCAUUUUUGUCGCGGGCCACAUUGCAGUUCUGGUUUCCCUCAGUUGUUUAUUUUUAUUUCCGCUCUCUAAAAUAUAUAUUACGUGCAGGUUAUAGUUCAUACUUGUGGUGUAAAAAUUUGGAAUGAUUAAUCUUGGUCCUGAUUUUUUUUUUUUUUUUUUUACAUCACAACAAACUAGCACUUGGAUAGGGGUGUGUAGAUAUUUUAUAUACACUGUAUAGACCAGGCAUUUUUGUCACGGGUCACAUUGUUGUUCUGGUUUCCUUCAGAGGGCCGUUCUGAAUGUGAAACCAUAAAAAUCGUUUAUCGCCUCAUCAUAUCCAUCCAUCCAUCCAUCAAUCUUCUUCGCCGCUUAUCCUCACAAGGGUCGCAGGGAGUGCUGGAGCCUAUCCCAGCUGUCAACAGGCAGGAGGCGGUGUACACUCUGAACUGGUUGCCAACCAAUUGCAGGGCACACAUAGGCAGACGACAGUCGCACUCAUAAUCACACCUAGGGGCAAUUUAGAGUGUCCAAUUAAUAUUUGCAUGUUUUUGGGAUGUGGGAAGAAACCCAUGCAGGCACGGGAGAACAUGCAAACUCCAAAAGGUGGGUUCAUGAUCAAACCUGGGACCUCAGAACUGUGAGGCCAACGCUUUCCAGCUGACCCACUGCGCCCCUCAUCGUAUUGACGUGAAAUUUAUGAAUGACUUUCGGAAUCACAAACCAAGGGUAAUGGGUUUUUCAACUAUUUUUCAUAUUUUGUGACAUAAAAACACUUGCAAUACCUCAACGUCAUCAUUUAUGAUAUGACAUUUUGUCAUUUUGGGACAGAUUUGAACAAGAAUCACAGAAGUUGACAUACAUGAUUUGCCUUCGCGGUCCAGGUAAAAUUAUGUGGCGGGCCGGAUCUGGCCCCCGGGCCUUGAGUUUGACACCUGUGGUAUAGACAAACAACCGUUCGCGCUCGUAUUCUCGCCUGCGGGCGAUUUGGUCGUAAAUGAGCUUAAACAGUAGAUUUUAGUAAUUUGAGAAGAAGGCAGAGAAAAUUUACGCAAAGAUGACGAGCGCAAACAAACGCCGCACAAGAGAUUCAAACCCAGAAUCCCAGAACGGUGAAUCAGAUGUUCUAACCAACACCCUGCCGCGAUCCCGGCACUAACCUCGGCCUUCACAGCAAGUCUCGCACAAAACUGGGAUUGCCUUUUUUUUCUUUCUUUUUUCU